This is a messenger RNA of Aureobasidium subglaciale EXF-2481, 2231 nucleotides long. RefSeq lists its product as uncharacterized. Bases 120 to 2135 code for a protein of 671 amino acids. The record is from RefSeq and is a predicted model, not a curated record. NCBI's taxonomy places the organism in Eukaryota, Fungi, Ascomycota, Dothideomycetes, Dothideales, Saccotheciaceae. The transcript has a single exon.
GUUUAUUUGUUCUUUCCUCAGGUCUCGUACAGCUUUCCAUGCUCAAUCACAAGUGACAAGCGUCGACAUUUUCUGGACGCAGGGGACCAAACAGUGUUCGAUUUAUCGAUCCUCCGAAGAUGAAUUCUUCAUUUACCCCACGCGAUCUGCCAGAGAGACAGAAGAAACUCCAGCCGAUCUUGGGUAUCCCUGUACCAUAUCUCUUUGCGGCGACAUCGGUUCUGUCCAUCGCCCUCUUCACCUGGCCACUACCAUGGAUUCUUUCUGGUUCCGCAGUCUUGACCUACACCAUCCUAGACGGCGCUGCUAGAGGCCAUCGCAUUCUGCCAUUCUUCAACAUCUGGUCUUUGCUUCUGUUGAUCAACCUUACUUACGGUGUCGCGUCUACUUCCUGGCUGUUGCACGGCGUAUUCACCGCAGCAUGUUGGCCGGCGGUGUUCUUAACUUGCCUCUUCCAGUUCGAUCCUGUUGGCAGAUUCGUCAGAAGAAAGAUAAGAAAUGUUCUGAAGCAGCUUCAAUUCAUUGAUGAUCAGGUUGCUUUCUUCGACCUCCCCGCUCUCGAAAUCGAUGUCGACGUAAACGGCCUGAUGAACAUCCGCGGCAUGACCUUCUCACUGUCUUCCCUUAUGAUCAUUGCGCAUGGAGUGGAGGUGGGAAUCAAAUUCUCUGACGACAUGGAGGUUGCUAUUGCUGUUGAUGAAGUCCGAGUGUCUCUUUUCAGAAGAAUCGACAUUUCUGACGUCUACGCCAACGUCAAGGGCGGCGAGCUAGAGAUGUCUCUUAGACAGCUAUCAGAGAAUGGUCGGACACCAACCGGCGAUUCGUUCAUGUCUGCUGACACCCCUCUACUUGCCACCGCAGCAAAGACUGGUGACACACGUUCUCCGAUGGCCGCCAUGACUGAGAGGAUGACCAAUGGUUCUGCUCCUCAGCCUAUUGCGCCCAGCGUUGGUCUCAAGGGUGUCAAACAGCUUUUGCCUGACGACGAUCACGCCAGAGAAACCUACAAAUCCAUCCUCAACUACAUUCACGAAAGCAGUGUCAUCACCGUCAGCCAGGAAGAAGUUCAGCAGAUGUUGAAGGAGAAACACGUCAAUGGCGAGGUUCUCGACGACAAGAAGGACUAUCGCUCUGCCAUCUGCUCUCAGCUUCACGGAAAGCCUACAGUUCCUCACUGCAGCAAGCGAUCGAUUCGUGUUUCUACCCUCCAGCAAGACAUGCCCAUGCGAAAGUUCCUUCACAGACUUCCAUUGCUUUUGAGAUGCUCCCUCAACCCUAUCGCAUACUUCCAUCCGAUCUACAUCAAGUCGAUCACUGCUGGAGGCUCAGGAGCUCUGAUCGAGAGCAUGCUACACAAACAUAUCUUCCAGGACCAUCCCGAGCAAGCUUCGGAUGUUAGAAACCUUAAGAAGCGCAUCUCGGCCUGGCUCAAGGAUGCCAACUUUGUGUUCGAAGCCGAGAAAAUCACUGGCAUGGCUUCUGUCCCAAUCAAUCCUGCCUUCAACAUUCUCUCCGAUCUAUUGUUUGACGACAUCAUGGUCUACAGAACUGUUAAAGAACAGGUUGAUUACAACCAAAUCGUUCGUCUUGGAGGAGCAGAUGCACGAAUUAGCGUUCCGUCCUUCCUCUUGCCUCAUCACGAACACAUCCUGCCACCUCUACCGACCCGCGAAGACAAGAUUGCUGGGCAGGAAAAGAUCGAUAACGCCGACAGUCAGCCCAAGGCCAUCCAAGCUGAGCAGGAACUGGCCCAACUACGCAAAGAUGAAACUAACGUCAACAUCUCCGCUCACGUGCGUCUUCCUGCUUGUUUCGAUCAGAACCUCCUCGACUUCAUUGCCGCACUCGUGAAGGCGACCAAGAUUGUCGAGAUGGACAAAGGUGAAAAGUCCUUGGACAAGGAGAUCCACGGCUUCAGAGAGUUCACAAAAGCAGUCAAGACCGAUCUCAAUGACAAGAUGAGAAGAGUUGCCGUGGACGCUGCUGCCAACGACAAGUGGAUUGCAAAGUUGGUCGGCAAGGUUACCAAGAAGCUCGAGACGAUGCAGGGAGAUAUUGGUUACAGUGGUGACUUGCCGGUGGCUCUUGACAUUUACCGUAAGAAGGCAGAGCCUGGUAGUAAGCUCAUGCCUUGAUGAACAUAUUAAACGACAGAAAUCAGUGUAUCAGAACAAUCAAGUAGCUCAUUGACAGCAAAGUAUAGAACAAGUUCAGUAAUCAAAUCCACUCCC